AGCACCGCACCAUCGUGAUCGCAACAAGGAAAGGUCUGAGCGAGGAACUCUAAGAAGGUGUGGGACGGUGAAACUGAAUGGUGAAAGAACAACGAUCAUUCGUCUUUUUAAUUCUGACUUUCGUAAACCCCAGCAACAAAGUAGACGAAAAUUAGCUGCGCUUCAUAUCCAGGACCCUUACCGAAGGAACCAUGGAUUAUGCGACUAGAAAAACUUCAGUAAAACUUGUCUUGCUGAUUUUAACAGUGAUCAGGAGCAGUCAUGCUCUGGUGGACAGGACAGUGGAGGAGAGCCUCCCAGUGCAGUUAUAUUCUCAUCACCUGAGUCGAGUGGAUGGAAGCAAAGUUAUCUCCUGUGAUUUCGAAUCCCCAUGUUCCUGGAGCAUAUCCAAUCACAGCACUGGUGGAGAUUGGUAUGUUACAUCACCACAGCAACACAGGCCCACUAGAUGGGAUGUGCAACCAAUAAUGGAUCAUUCUGUUGGAGAUUUUAAAGGUCAUUUCCUGAUUUUAAAGCCCAACUCAGUCCUAGGUGCUUCUGGGAGCUGUACAUUUCACAUCACCAGUCCGGUAGUGCUGAGUAGCGGGCCGCUGUGUCAGGUCCGUUUGGCUUGCUUUCAACCGGAGCCCAAAAGGGGAAACGUGACUGUCUCUGUGAAACUGACUGACUCUGUCAUCAUCAGCUCGCCACCCUUCAUCAACAGGGAGCAAGAUGGCAACAGGGCAUCUUGGGAGGUACUGGAAGCACUGAUCGGUAAAAUGGAUGAGCCUUUCGAGGUGACAGUGCAGUACACUUCUUGUAGUGGUCAUGAUGUUGGACUGGUGGCCAUUGAUUCACUGGAGCUGAAGGACUGUCAUAUUGAAAACCAUGAUUUUGAGCAGCGCUCAGAAUGUGACGAGCAUGCCACCUUUCAUUGUAAUUUGGGGGGCUGUAUAGACAAACGUCGAGUGUGCGAUUUUCAUGCUGACUGCCCCCUGGGGGAAGAUGAGGGCAUCAUUUGUGAUACCUUACCCCUGGGGUCAUACUGUUCAUUUGAGUCUGGCUCCUGUGAGUGGUCAGCUUCUGAUGAACACUAUUCCUGGAUGCUGGCCAGGGGAGAACAACUAUCUGAAAGCACUGACCUUUUAGGAGCGACUCUCCAAAACACUCAAGGUCACUUCCUGUUUCUAAAGGUCAGAAGUAAUGUCAAGAGCAAUGAAGCAUUCAUUCAAAGCCCAACUCUUCCCUUGUCUGCGUCUAGUCCAGAGUGUCAGUUGCAGUUUUCACUGUAUCUGUAUGGGGAUUUUAAUGGCACAGUGCUACUGUUGAUGGUAGAAAAUGGUAAUGUAACAAAUCCAAUAUUGUGGGAAAGAACUGGACAGUGGAAGGACAUCUGGCAAGAUGUCACUCUGCAGAUCACCAACCUCCGAACAAAUAGGUUCCAUCUGAGAGUACAAAUCCUGUGGGCUUCAGGCUCACAGGCUGACAUCGCGCUGGAUAACAUUGCUUUAAGUGCAACAUGUUUUGACUCAGAUCUCAACACAAUGCCUCAUGGUCAACGACUCCUUCAUGAUUUAGACUCCAAAACCAAGCUGGACAUCCCAAGCCCCCUUCCUGAGCCUUCUGUAUCAGAGUUGUCCCAGAUGACAUGGAGCUUCACCUCCUGUGGUGCCAGUGGCCCUCAGGGGCCCACUCAAGCCCAGUGUAACAAUGUCUACCGCAACACCAAUGUCAGCGUGCUAGUUGGGAAAGAAGGACCCCUCAGAGGUGUUCAGAUGUGGAGGGUCCCUGCCACCAACCAAUACAAGAUCUCUGGCUAUGGAGCUGCAGGGGGAAAUGGGGCCAAAAACCACAACAAUCGGUUGCAUGGUGUCGUCCUCUCAGCCAUCUUCACACUAAAGAAGGGGGACAUCCUUUAUCUCCUGAUUGGACACCAGGGUGAAGAUGCUUGCCCAGGGAGGAACCCUCUGACUCAAAAGGUCUGUUUGGGCGAAUCAUCUCUAAUUGAGGAGGGGGUUGACAGUGAUGGCUCAGCUGGGGAUUUGGCGGGUGGCGGAGGAGGUGGUGGGGGAGCCACUUUCAUCUUUCGGAUGGAGAACGGGGAGCCAGUGCCUCUACUGAUAGCAGCAGGUGGGGGUGGAAAAGCAUACCUGGAAGACCCUGACAGCGGUUUGGACCACGCCCCUUUGGAACAGUACGAGAAUGACAUGCUGGCUGCAGGAGUCAAUGGCAGAACUGGAGGGGGGGGAGGGGGAUGGAGGGACUCCACUACACACAACAGGGCAGGGAAAUCUCUGCUGGAAGGGGCAGAAGGGGGCUCACCCUGCCCUCAGGCCUUGUCCUCGCUCGACUGGGUGACCUUUGGAGGGUUUGGGGGAGGAGGGGGCGCCUGUACUGCAGGAGGUGGUGGAGGAGGAUACAGAGGUGGUGGUGUAUCCCACACUGAUGACAUCACAGCCGAUGGGCAGGAUGGCAUUUCUUUUGUCCACCCCUCAGGAGAGAUAUUUCUGCAGCCUUUGGCAGCCAUGGAGAGUCACGGGGAGGCUGAGAUUACAGUGCACCUGAACUGCAGCCACUGUCAGACUCAGAGCUGCAAGAAGGACGAUGACACCAGGCUUAUCCUCUGCAUUUGUCAUAGCGAGGAGGUGCUUGCUCCAGACAAUGUCACUUGCAGAGUGGUUACUCAGGGCUCAGUGGCAGAGGGGCACCCAUCCCUGUCUCUGAUCCUGGCGGUGGUGGUCUCCACAAUGGUGAUGGGUGUCGUAUUUUCCUGCACUUGCCUCACUCUCAUCUACUUCCGCAAGAAGAACAACCUGCAUGCUGUCCUGGUCCACCUGCAGAGCCCGGAACACAAGCUGAGCAAGAUCCGCUCUUCCACCAUUAUGACGGACUAUAACCCUAACUACUGCUUCUCUGGCAAGGUGGUAUCACUGAGCGAGCUGAAGGAGGUGCCACGCAAGAACAUCACCCUCCUUAGAGCAUUGGGGCAUGGUGCUUUUGGGGAGGUAUAUGAAGGGCAGGUUCUGGGUAUGAAUGGAGACAACACCACCAUGCAGGUCGCGAUCAAGACUCUUCCUGAAAUCUGUUCUGAGCAAGAUGAAAUGGAUUUCCUCAUGGAAGCACUGAUUAUGAGUAAGUUUAACCAUCACAACAUAGUUUGCUGCAUCGGAGUCAGUCUGCAGAUCCUACCCCGUUUUAUUCUUCUGGAACUCAUGACUGGGGGAGACAUGAAAAGCUUCUUGAGACAGAACCGCCCCAAAGCUAACCAGCCCUCUUCUCUGACGAUGAUGGAGCUGCUGUGCAUGGCCAGAGACAUUGCGUUCGGCUGCCAGUACCUAGAGGAGAACCACUUCAUUCACAGAGACAUUGCUGCACGAAACUGCCUGUUGACUUGUCCGGGUCCUGAGAGAGUUGCCAAAAUUGGAGAUUUUGGAAUGGCGCGUGACAUAUACAGGGCCAGUUACUACAGGAAAGGUGGCCAUGCUAUGUUGCCAGUGAAAUGGAUGCCACCUGAAGCCUUCUUGGAGGGCAUCUUCACCUGCAAGACUGACACCUGGUCAUUUGGGGUACUGCUCUGGGAGAUUUUCUCCCUGGGCUAUAUGCCAUACCCAUGCAAGACCAAUCAGGAAGUAUUGGAAUUUGUGAUGAGUGGAGGGCGAAUGGACCCUCCUAAAAGUUGCCCAGGGCCUGUGUAUCGCAUCAUGACACAAUGUUGGCAACACUGCCCAGAACAUCGGCCAGACUUCUCCACUAUUUUAGAGAGGAUCAACUACUGCACUCAGGACCCUGAUGUGAUCAAUACGCCUCUCCCAGUGGAACAUGGGCCAGCUGUGGAGGAUGAGAGCAGUAUAGUGAUCCAUCCAGAAGGGUCUGGAAGUAUGAACCCUUUUCUGGUGACCCAAUCCAUGUCACAGGACACACCUGUGCAGCCUGCCAUUUCCACCCCUCUCUCUCAGGUUCACAAACCUCACCUGCUGCUACAACGGCCACCCCAAAUGCCUCUGCAGGCCACCCGGUGUGAAGCUUUGGAGCCAUGUUGGGCUGACCUGGUUCCUACUAAUGGAUCCUGCUCUGGGUCCUGGCUCCAGGUUCCAGAGCACCGUCGAUGCUCCAGAUCGAGCUCCUCCUCAGGCAGCCAGAAGUUGAAGAACAAGGCCAAGAACCUCUGGAACCCAACUUAUGGUUCCUGGAUUCUGGAGGGCUUUGGACGGGGAAAGACAGUACUGUGCCACACGCGAUCCAUGCCUCUGUCCUUCACCGACACCCCUCUGUCUUUCUCUACCUCUCCCUUUGAACAGAACAACUCUGGAAUAGAAGUCAAUACCCCAUCCUCAAGCAUGCCUCCUGCUCCCUCUCAGAUGACCUCCAGUCCUGCAGGGUCUUCUAGUCUUGCAUCACGGAAAGGGCCAGCUAAGGCUGCAGGGGGCUCCUUCACUGCAGUCAUGAACUUGGCCAAGCUCCAGACCUUUCCUUGUGGCAACGUAAAUUAUGCCUAUGACAAGCAGAGAGUUGAGGCUGAGAGUCUGCCCCACAUGCUUGCCAGGUAUGCACAACCCAGCACCAGCUCUGCAAUUAGCUCCUCACUAGCGGUGUUUGGCUUGGCUGACACUGUUGCCCACAAACCACGCGUGAAACGUUAUUCCAGCUACAGACACGAAGACAUCAGAAGGCAUACCAAGCCCGAGAAGCCCACAGGGGACCGAGAUUCAGGCUUCUCACUGUCUGAAGACCUUAGUGUUACCCCUGUGUAACGUUUCAGAAUUGUGCACUUACUGAAGAAUCGAAGAGUCAUACCACUGAUAAAAACAUCUCACAUUGUUCCAGUUGGCCUGCAGAUCAGCUGACUUUUUAUUGUUUGGUCUUUUUGCAUAUGGAUCACAAGAAUUUUCCAUGACUGAAAACAUCACAAAACAUGAGCUGGACAUGAAAGCUACUUACUGCUGAAGAACACACACAAUAUUGCUGCUGUAGAGAUGAAGGACAUGACAGAACCAUAACAUUGUCACUUCUAUUUGAUAGUUCGAAUUGGUUGAUGAAUUCUGUGAGAACUUGCACAAAGCAGAUAGCAAGCCUCUUGCUUCCACUUUGUGGUAUAAACACAUAGGAUUCUCAGCCACACUUAGCACUGUGAAAACAUACAUUAGGCUAAUUUUAAGUAACAAAUAAGAGACACCUUGUAAACUUCUGCCAUCUUUCAAGGAACCAGCAUUAGAUGUAAACUGAUGUAUUAGCAAAGGCUAAGACAUUCUUGAUAAGCAUUUAAUAGUCCUUGUCUAGAGAGAACUAAAGAAAUACAGCAGUUUCUAAAAUGAUCUUGGAAAAUUGCAAAUAAAUUAAAGUCCUUUUUAUUUGUUUCUCAUAAUAAGGUAUAUAAAUAUGAUGAAAUGUAUAUUAACCUUGAAUGCUGCUACAAUUACCAUAAAAUCUAUAUGCUGAUUUAAAAACAGAAAGGGCAGUAUAGUAAUUGCUCUAUUGUCUGAGAAACUUGUGUUAAAUUUUGCUUAAAAAAUAGCAAUUUCAUAAUUGAGGCCGUUGAUAAAGCUAGAAAAAUAAUUAUUGAACCUAAAUCAUCAAAAUUAUUUGCGUUUGGUAAAAACUUUAAAAGAAUAUUUCCAGAUGUAACCAGGAAUGUGGUUAUUGAUGUUAAAUGUUGAAGGACCCACUGGGAAUGUGUUCUGAACUGAUGUAUAGUUAGCAUUUUUCAAGCUUAUGUUGAGUUUAUGAAAAUUCUUGUUUUUAUGCACUGCCAGUGUGUGGUAAAUGGACAGUUUUGUUUUUUUAAAAUUAAUUAAUUAAAAAAAUUUUAAAUAAAUUUUUUGUAUAGUACUAUUGACAUUACUUUCCUUUUUUUCAUUUAAAAUAUUUGAUGAAAUGUGUAGUGUUUUAACCAUGGCAUAAAACCUGUAAAAUCUGAGAUAAGGAGAUUGAAAUUCUCUUUGCAUUUUGUUUAUGCUGACUUUUCGAUGGAAUGGAAUGGAAGAUGGAUUUACAUUUGUGUUAUAUACUCUGGCAGUGAAUGUAAUAUCCAACGCUGUGUGUCCCAUAUGCUAAACUGGAGAGCACCAAGCUAUGUGUUAUUCAGUUAUUCUGGCCUGAAGGAUCACAAUCACAAUGAAGUUGCUACUCUAAGAUAUAACUUUCUCAGUACCGAGGGUUUUAUUUUCAUUGCUUACACAUGUAACAUCUUUUACAUGUUAUUCUCAUGUCUUAACAUAUUCUUGAAAUCUGGAUGUGAAAUUACAAUGACAAUUUUUAAAUAUGGUCAGGGAUAAACUAGCUUUAUGAGGUGAAACUACUUACAGUUCAUUAUACUUUUGGUUUCUGCAUUUUACAUUUCAAACUUCCAUUGAAAUAGUUUCUUUCUUUCUCUAAAACUCUGUUAUAGAACAUAACAUCCAAGUAUAUAUUAAACCUAUUAGCUCUACCUUUAAUAUUUUAUACUUGCAAAUUUAUUUCUUUAUGUUUGUAUAUUUCUGUCAUGUCUUUUCAUUGCAGAUACAUGUAUCUAUAUUGGGGUAACAUAAUUAGCUUCUCUUAUCCAUUAAAAAUAAA
Electrophorus electricus (electric eel) is the source of this 6531-nucleotide messenger RNA. Lineage: Eukaryota; Metazoa; Chordata; Actinopteri; Gymnotiformes; Gymnotidae. The record is from RefSeq and is a predicted model, not a curated record.